Molecule: messenger RNA, 913 nt
Organism: Cinclus cinclus
Lineage: Eukaryota; Metazoa; Chordata; Aves; Passeriformes; Cinclidae
Gene: TSTD3
Product: thiosulfate sulfurtransferase like domain containing 3
Exons: 3
Coding region: 20-454 (144 amino acids)
Cellular component (GO): mitochondrion
Molecular function (GO): thiosulfate-cyanide sulfurtransferase activity
Source: RefSeq, a predicted model, not a curated record
GGAGUGGGGGCGGUCGGGGAUGGGUCUGUCCGGGACGAGCUUGGCCGACGGCCGACGGCCCGCGUUCGGCGGCGCUGCCCCGCUCCGAGCGGGUCCCGCGGCCGGGCUGACCCGCCGCGCCUCCCCGCCAGGCCCCACCUGCCGCGGCCUGUGCGCCACCGCGGAGCCGAGCCUCUCCUACCAGGAGCUCAAAGACCUGAAGAAGGCCAACGUCCUUCACAUAGACGUGCGGGAGAGGUGGGAGAUCGACAGGUUUGGAAAAAUCCCGGAGUCCAUCAACAUACCGCUGGGUGAAUUAAUGGAAGCUCUACAAAUGGACCCAGCGGAGUUCAAGCAGCAGUAUAAUCAAAAGAUGCCGUCCAAGUCAGACCCUGUGGUUUUCUCCUGUUUGGCAGGAACAAGAAGUAAACAAGCACUUGGUUUUGCCAUGUCCUUGGGUUUCAGCAGAGAAUAGUAAGAAGGCCUCUUCUUGAGAAAGGUAUCUUCUGCAUAUUUUCAGAGUCCAGCAGUAUGCUGGUGGCUUUGACGACUGGGUAAAACAUGAACCUGCAGAAAAGAAAUGAAGAUGACAGUCCCAGCCCGUACCCCAUCAAGACAUCAGGAUGGUUUGUAGGUUUUAGCAAACCGCAUCCAUUCCACUUCCAUAAUAAAGCUCACUACUGGCUUCUUGUGUAAAUGGACAUUCACCUUCAAAUUGCCAUGCCUACCAAUUGGUUUAAAUUAUACCUGAAGACUAUGACAUGAACAGAGGACAUUAAAUUUGCUCAACCUUUCAGCCUUUACUUUGGGUUAUGGUUCUGGUGAAUGCAUGUGAAGAGAACCUAAGUGCAGGUUAUGUUUACUUUCUUGUGUGAUGUAGUUUAUGACUGUUUAACUAAUGAUGAUAGGACAAAUAAAAUCAUUAUUUCUCAAA